This is a messenger RNA of Radiomyces spectabilis, 650 nucleotides long. RefSeq lists its product as uncharacterized. Lineage: Eukaryota; Fungi; Mucoromycota; Mucoromycetes; Mucorales; Radiomycetaceae. The transcript has 7 exons. Bases 36 to 518 code for a protein of 160 amino acids. The record is from RefSeq and is a predicted model, not a curated record. Gene Ontology annotation, molecular function: zinc ion binding.
GCUGCACAGAUCCUACAUCUUCAAGUUGAAUUGCUAUGAAAUUGGGUCUCUAUAUCAAAGCUGAUCUUGAGAACGUAACAGAUCUCACUCCAGUCGAUAAUUACGAAUGGCACUUCAAGGUUGAAUGUGGAAGCUGUCACGAAGUUGAUCAGUCCUGGAUCUCAUUUAACCGACAGGAUUCUUAUGAUAUGUCUGGCUCACGAGGAACUGCAAACCUCGUCAUGCGCUGCAAGUUCUGUAAACGCGAAUCAACAGCCCAAUUUGAACCGAAUGCGAAAAUUCAAUCGUACCAGAUCGAACAAAAUGGAAAAUUUCAAAAACUGGCCACAUUCGAUUGCCGCGGAUUGGAGCUCGUUGAUUUCUCUCCUAGAGAUCCUUGGAGAGCAAAGGGUGCAGAAUCGGGCACUCCUUUCGAGGAUAUUGAUUUGUGCGAAGGCGAAUGGGCCGAAUACGAUGAAAAGUCCAAUGAACCUGUCGGGAUUUCCAACAUCGAAGUUCAGUUCAAGAAGGAAAAAUAGAUUGUAUUAGAGGCACAUUCGAAAUUGUACACAAGGCAAACUGUAAAUUGAUGGCAGAAAGAACCUAUUGUUGUACUUCCACCAAAGCCACAUUGAGCAUUACAUGUUGGAGAAUCUCUGUUCGAAAAAUUG